Molecule: messenger RNA, 7550 nt
Organism: Oncorhynchus mykiss (rainbow trout)
Lineage: Eukaryota; Metazoa; Chordata; Actinopteri; Salmoniformes; Salmonidae
Source: RefSeq, a predicted model, not a curated record
UGCAUUGUUGGUUAAGGUCUUGUAAGCAUUUCACUGUAACACCUGUUGUAUUCGGCGCGUGUGAGAAAUAACAUUUCAUUUGAUAGCCAUCACACCAGAGCUAGUAUCAGACCGCUGCGCUAUAGGAGCAUGGCAGUAAAGUGCUUUCUCCUUAACACUGGUGCAGAUGAAUGGGAUGGUGUACCAAACCAUAUAAAAUCCAUCCCUACGCUAGAGAGUUUGAAGAUACAGUAAACCUUAAGUAAUGGUUUAUGGGCAAAAUGCUUAAUACUGCACAGGCUUAAAGAAAGUAUAAUUAUUUCAAUGAACGUUACUUGGUAAUGUAUUUUAUUUCUUGUACGGUUUCCUCCCUAUUGAUGAGAUGUAUUUUGUUUUCAUGUUAUAAUCUUGUUUAGGUUUUCUUUUCAUGUAUUUUCAUGAGGACCAUAAUGGAAAUACGUCUUAACUUUUUUGAGUCAUCCUUGAUGAUAAUAAUGGCAUUGUACUGUAUCAACAUGUCUGGUUGCAUUGUGCCUAAAAUUGUUUAAAAAUACAUAUAUAAUAAUAAUAAUAAUAUGAAUGUCCAAUACAUACAAUAGACUGACUGGAAAGGUGAUUUCCCACAGUCAAAGUCCUGCUAAGAUGCUAAUAUUUGUGUAAACUCUACACAGUUGUGUUGUGUGAGUGUCACUGAGUAGUCUGAUACCCCAUUACAUGGUUUCAACAUCCAUAGGUUAGGCUGUACAGACAGUGCUUAUAAGUAUGGCCCCAAUGCCAUUCUAAAGUCUAAUACAUCGACAGUGUGAUUUCAACUGCACAUUUUUUGUUGUGUCAAAUUAACAAAUUAUUGUCUCUUGUUGGAUUUAUUUAACAACAUUAUGAACUUGUUAAGCAUUAUUUACUCCAAAUAUGGCAUGAUUCCACUAUUUGAAUCCGUUUGAUUCACUUUCAAUGGGGGACUUUUAUUUUGAAGGCGAACUGCAAAUUCCACUAUUGUGGUUUAUCCUUAUUGUGGCUAGCUUCACAUAGGUGAAUUCACCAACACUGACCCGCAGAGAAGGACUAAACAAACUGAUCAUUACUGUCAACCAGACAAGGACAAUAUUAAAACGUUUAAUGUAGUCUGAAUAUUGGGACAGGAAUCACAAAAACAAUCACAAGUUCAUAACAAGAAGACCAAUAGUAAGUCAUCCUGAAUGGAUCCCCCAAACAGAGGGGGGCAACGGAGAGGUAGAGGAGGAGCCAACCAUGUCGAUCACAGAAGAGGUGCUGAGGCUGGUCAGAAAGAAGAGGAAGGGAUAGCUAACCAAGGGAGAGGGGGAAGAGGUAGGGGGGCCAGGGAAGAGAUGAGAGGGGUUAAUGGGGGGAACCCGAGGGAGGAUAGGAGAGAGCGAGAUGACAGAGCAGGGAAGGGAAGAGGAAGAGCAGGGGAGGAUGCCAGGUGUAAGGGUGGUAGAGCGGGAGGAGGAGGAAGGGAGAUAGUGGGAGGCAGAGAAAAUAGAGGGGGAGGGAGAGGCAGAGGAGGAGAGAGAGGGGGUGGUAGAGGAAGGGGUGGUAGAGGUAGAGGGGGAGGGAGAGGAAGAUCUAUAGGCGGUGGCACCCCUCAGGUUCAUCCAAUUGAGUACAAAACCUUGGAGAAGCUAUCAGGGAAAGACCCUUCAGAGGUAGCCAUCACUCUGGCCUCGAGCGAUGGACUGGAAGCUCUCCUCGACGAGAGAGAGAUGCGACAGGACCUCGUUCAGCUUCUCUGCCAAGUAUUAUGCAAGGCCUUCUUGUCCAAAACCGACCGCCAAACCGUACAGUGCUUGACUGGCUUAAUCAAGGAUUCCGGAUUCCUCCGAACCAUCCUGCCCCAUUAUGUGAUGGGAAUGGGAUCCGAGUUUGACCACACUCGCCGGGAACAAUACCCCCAGCACUUGGACAACAUCAUGACCCUUCUUUCCAAGGUGCUCAGCAUCUUCCCAGCUAGCUCUAUAAAGGGCGUGUCCAUGAUAGUGGCCCUCUUCAGACCAGUCAUCAACAGCCUGCGAGCCGUGGGGGUGGACGUCCUGGAGCAGACGAAGGAGAACCUGGAUAGGAUCCAGGUCCUGGUCGAGCACCUCCAGGAGAGAGCCAGGGAGGGCACCCUGAGGUCUGAUAACUACUCCUUCAUAACCGCCCAGGAAGACGCCCCACCUGGGGAGGCCGACUUCAGGACCCUGCCCAUCUACCCCACCCCCAAAGAGUUCCACCAGGACCAGAGAUCCUACCUCAGGCCCAACCUCAUCUCCCAACGCUACGCCAGCGGACUGCUCUACCUGGACACGCACUUCCGGCUCAUGCGAGAGGACUUUGUGAGGCCUCUUCGAGAGGGCAUCCAGCAGCUGAUUCAGAGCCAGCAAGACCUGGGCAAUAAAGACAUCCCUUUGAGAAAGUGCCGCUUUGAUGAUAUCAGAGUGUACUUUGACACUCGACUGGUGGUACCAUUGUGCACCCCGUCUGGUUUGGCCUAUAAGGUCCAGUUUGACCCCCAUCCUCUUAAGUUUGUCCGCUGGCAAAACUCCAAGCGGCUGAUAUACGGCUCCCUGCUCUGCAUGUCCUGUGACAACUUUGACACCUUCCUGUUUGCUACUGUGUCGGACCGGGACCCCAAGGAGCUAGAGAAGGGCUUUGUCCAGCUCAGUUUCUUAGGGGAGAGCAGGCGAGCCCUGGCCGGAGUGGAGGCCCACCAAUCCUUCCUCAUGGUGGAGACCACAGCCUACUUUGAGGCCUACCGCUACGUCCUCGAAGGGCUGCAGGAGCUGGAGGUAGAGGAUCUGCCCUUUCAGAGGUAUAUAGUGGAAUGCAGCUCAGACGUCGAACCUCCUGCCUACCUGCUCAGGGCAGAUACGUAUGACCUGUCUGCUAUUGCGGCGCCUGAGUUUAAGAGCAGUAUCAAGAGCUUUCACACCCUGGAUCCUGAAGCCUGGCCCCCCAUGGAGCAGUUGGGGUUGGACGAGUCUCAGAUGAGAGCCCUUCAGAUCGCACUCACCAAGGAGCUGGCUAUCAUCCAGGGACCCCCAGGCACAGGGAAGACCUACACAGGACUAAAGAUCGCCCAGGCUCUGCUUACCAAUCAGGAGAUGGGGAGAGGUUUCACCUCCCCCAUGCUGGUGGUUUGUUACACCAACCACGCUCUGGACCAGUUCCUAGAAGGCAUCCACAAGUUUCUACCAGACGGUAUUGUGAGAGUGGGUGGGCAAAGCAACAGUGAGGUCCUGAAGCGUUUCACCUUGAGAGAGCUGAAGAGCUCCCAUUACUUCCGCCGCAACCUACCGCAACAUCUUCGGAGUGCCAACAGUGAGAUCUAUGAUGCAUUGCGGACAGAAGAGACUAAGAUCCAGACUCAGUCUGUGCAGCUGGAGUGCAGUCUUCGGGGCGUCCUAAGGGAGCAGUACCUCCAAAAGUUCAUCUCAGAGAAACACUGGGAUAGCCUGACGCUACAGCCAGCAUUGGAUGGCUUUGAGAGCUAUGGUGGGAAGAAGCCGUCUCUUGUUAUGGAGUGGCUGGGAUUAGGCUUCACUGUCUUCCAGCAGAGGACGCCACAUCCUCAAAAUUGCAAUGCAGAUGUGGAAAUGGACGAAGGUGAAGAGGAAGAGGACGACCUGAUCGAGAUAGCGGAGGAGGCAGACCUGAUCCAGGCGGAACGCUUUGUAGAAGCCUCAAACACGCAUCAUGGUCGGGAUGAAGAUCUUAGAAAGACGGAGGAGAUAGUCAGAGACAUGGCGGAACUGAUGCUGGCCAUGAACCUGGAGAACAUCGAGAUACAGGCAGAGCAGAGUGAAGAAGGCUGGGAGAUGCAGCGGGUACAGAAGAGGAAGAUGAAACAUCAUAUUAGGAGGGAGCUGGGCAGGAGCUCAGCCGUGAGUGAGGAUGAGGAGGACACCAUUCUGGAUGUGUGGACUCUCAGUCUGCCAGACAGAUGGAGACUGUACCGGUUAUGGGUGAGGCGUUACCGGACAGAGCUGCGUACGCGAGCCCAGCAGGCGGAGCAGGACUAUCAGGACGCAGCCGAGCGUCUGGCUGAGAUUCGUCUCCGCGAGGACUUAUGUGUCCUGAAGGAUGCCAAGGUCAUCGGCAUGACGACUACGGGGGCUGCUAGAUGCCGCAAAGCUUUGCAGGAAGUGAGUCCUCGCCUGGUGAUCGUGGAAGAGGCGGCGGAGGUACUGGAGGCCCACACUAUCACCACUCUGAGCCAGGCUUGCCAGCAUCUCAUCCUCAUUGGAGACCACCAACAGCUCCGGCCCAGUGCAACAGUGUUUGACCUGGCCAAGAACUUCAAUCUUGAAGUGUCCAUGUUUGAGAGGCUGAUCAAGAUGGACUUUCCGUAUGUCAGACUUAACUACCAGCAUCGCAUGAGGCCAGACAUUGCCCGUCUCAUAGUCCCUCACAUCUACUCUGAGCUGGAGAACCACCCCUCAGUGAUGGACUUUGAGAAUGUUAAGGGGCUUCACUCAAACAUGUUCUUUGUGGAGCAUAAUUAUCAUGAAGAGGAGAUCAAGGAUGGAAAAAGUCACCAGAACCGCCACGAGGCCCUCUUCGUGGUAGCGCUGUGUCGCUACCUCUUGUUACAGGACUACCAGCCGUUCCAGAUCACCAUCCUCACCACUUACACAGGGCAACUCCACUGUCUGCGCAACCUCAUGCCAGCCAAAGAGUUCAAUGGGGUCAAAGUUCAUGUUGUUGACAAAUAUCAAGGGGAGGAGAAUGAUAUUGUCCUGCUGUCCCUGGUUCGAAGUAACAAACAGGGGAAGGUGGGUUUCUUGAACAUCCCCAACCGUGUCUGUGUAGCCCUGUCAAGGGCUAAGAAGGGCUUCUACUGCAUUGGAAACAUGGACAUGUUGGGAAAGGUCAAGCUCUGGAGCAACAUCCUGCACAUGCUGCGAGAGAAGGACCAAGUGGGCCCUGCAAUGACUUUGUGCUGCCAGAACCACCCUGAGCGACACAUUAAAGUGUCCUGCGGAGACGACUUCAAACAAGCUCCCGAGGGAGGCUGCAACCUGCCCUGCGAGUUCCGCUUGAACUGUGGUCACGUGUGCUCCAGUGCCUGCCACCCGUACGACCAAGAGCACAAAAAGUACACAUGCAACAAAAAGUGCCAGAAGGUCCUUUGUGAGCUGGGGCAUCGAUGCCAACGUCAAUGCUACCAGGAGUGCCCUACUGACUGCCUUAAGCAGGUAGAAAAGAUUGUACCACAGUGCCAGCACAAGCAGAUGGUGCCCUGUCACCAGGCUCCGGAGAAGUUUGUGUGCCAGGAGCCCUGUCAGCAGAAGCUCAUGUGUGGGCAUCCAUGUGCCUUGGUGUGUGGGGAGUCCUGCACCACCACCUGCAUGGUGAUGGUCACAUUGGAGCUCAAAUGUGGACACAAGCAAGUUGAUCCCUGUCAUUAUAAGAGCUCUACCAUACAGCCAGAAUGCAGGACACAUUGCACACAGAUGCUGAAGUGUGGCCACCCAUGUGCCUUGGUGUGUGGGGAGUCCUGCACCACCACCUGCAUGGUGAUGGUCACAUUGGAGCUCAAAUGUGGACACAAGCAAGAAGAUCCCUGUCAUUAUAAGAGCUCUACCAUACAGCCAGAAUGCAGGACACAUUGCACACAGAUGUUGAAGUGUGGCCACCCCUGUCCUGGUUCCUGCCAGAGGUGCCACCAGGGCCGCUUCCACAUGGGCUGUUUCCACCAAUGUGAUCGCCUCCUAGUCUGCUCCCAUAAGUGUCGGGAGCCCUGUACACGUGGAUGCCCACCCUGUCAAAUGCGCUGUGAGAAUCGCUGCAUCCAUAGUGUCUGUAUGAAGCCAUGCGGCCAGCCCUGUGCCCCCUGCAUAGAGCCUUGUGCCUGGAAGUGCCCUCAUCAGCGCUGCAGCAAGCUUUGCCAUGAGCCUUGUGACCGUCCACCAUGCACCCAACCCUGUACCAAAACCUUGCACUGUGGGCACCCAUGCAUCGGCCUGUGUGGAGACCCUUGCCCCAACAAGUGCCGUGCUUGCCACCACGAGGAGGUAACAGAGAUCUUCUUUGGUACGGAGGACGAUGUUGAGGCCUGUUUCAUUCAGCUAGAGGACUGCGGACACUUGUUUGAGUCCACGUCCAUGGACACAUACAUGGGAAUGGAUGAGAACCAGCAGGCUACCGGAAUAAAGUUGAAGGAGUGCCCCAAGUGUCGCACACCCAUCCGCAGGAAUCUCCGGUACGGGGCUCAUGUCAACCGGAGUCUGGUGGAAAUUGAAAAAGUGAAGGAGAAGAUUAAUGGAACACAGUCAGAUAUUGAGGCACAGAAGGUGGUCCUUAAGCAGCAAUGGAUUGACAAGGAGGACUUGCUAAGGUACCUACCUAUGGAGUAUAUACAGAUCAGAGAUACACUGAGAGCCUCCGACCUCACAGCAAAUAAACUAUGGAUCACUGAGAACAAGAUGGCCUUACUUGAGAGACUGAACAAGCUGCUGAAGAUUCGUAGGGGACACAUGUCAAGCGUAGAAACCUUUUACUUUGACGAGAAGGUUCCAGAGUUCCUGAGGUGGCUGAUGGAUCAUCACCAAAAGUUCUCAGAGCAGCAGGCAUCUGAUCUGCAGAGCGAGCUACAGAGGCUCUCCUUUUUGGCGGAGCUUAACGCCCGCUGCAAGAUGGCUAAUGGAACAGGCCGUAGGGUCCACGUUCAGGCUGAGGUCAGAGCAAUGAGGAAGGUUCUGGAGAGAAUGCAGCCAUUCACUCAGCAAGACAAGGACUUGGUAAAGCAAGCACUUAAAGAACUGGAUAAAAAGCUACCACGCACUGGCCUGGAGAUCACUGAUGAAGAAAGGAUGAUGAUUGUUAAAGCUAUCAACCUGAGUGUUGGACACUGGUACAAGUGUCCCAACAAUCACAUCUACGCCAUCGGAGAAUGUGGACGGGCCAUGGAGCAAAGCAAUUGCCCAGAAUGCAACGCUACGAUUGGUGGAGCAAGACAUGCUCUGGUGAGUGGCAACAGAGUGGCUUCAGAGAUGGAUGGGGCGCAAGAGUCCGAAGUCAAUAAUGUACUGAACUUUGAUCUGAUGCACCUUGAUGAUUAAAACCAGAUUGUUUUCAGUUUAAUUGUGACUUGUCAUAACUGAUGUGACAGUUAUCACAAUUGGUACUCCAGAAAGCAUAGCUGUAUUAAUUGAUAUAUUUAAUUCUGAAAUUUCAGUCAAUUAUUAAUUGAAUGUGAUGAAAUGAAUCUGCUUCGCGAAGUAUAAUACAUAUUCAUUUUUAUUUCGCAGAGGUGAGGUUUAAUAAUGUCACCCCAGAGUACAAUACUGCAAUUACAUGUGACUUUUUGCUACUGUAUCUGUGUGAUCAUGAAAGUUGAAAAUGAACGAUUGAUCAAAAAAAAAUCAUUAUACACGGUACAAUAAAGAAUUACGCAAACGAUUAGACUGGAUUUUUAUGUGUGAUGAUGGGCUUACAUUUUUAGACAACUGAGUGUUUUUUUCUAGUCACACCAAUGGAUGGCAGCAGUGUAUUGUUAAUUUAACAAAGAGUUGACUUGAUACUUGCCGUUUUGUCAUUUUACACAAAUGUAAUACAAUUAUCUGAGAUGA